Molecule: messenger RNA, 1875 nt
Organism: Porites evermanni
Lineage: Eukaryota; Metazoa; Cnidaria; Anthozoa; Scleractinia; Poritidae
Source: the annotation of a GenBank genome assembly
AUGAUUACUGCUCACUCCCGUGCUGCUUUCGUAGACAAGUGUCGGAAGAUGACAACAAAUGUUCAAGAGAGCCAACGCAGACUGCACAAAGAGGCAAGCCCAGCUCGCAUGAAAAGAGAUGAGGACGACGUAAAGAAAGUUUUCGAAGUAAUCAGUACCUGGCGCAACCCGUUUGAACCAUUUGAGGAACUUCUUAGUCUUAGCUCUGGGUAUGUUGCCAGUGAAAGUAUGAAGGCCGACCUGCUCCUGGCAAAAGAGAAGGGCACAACAGCUUUGACGGCCUUCGUAGAAGAAAGACUGGUGACAAAUUCAACAGGACUCUUUUAAACAGUCCCCAAACUAAAGCUAGGAAGUUUCAGUGACGCACAGAAGAAGACCUCUGUAACAGCAGGAGAGAGGAACUUCAUAAUCAGAGUAGACAGGAACUUAUUUGCCCGCCUUCUAGUCAGAUGGACCUCAAAUAUUUUCUGAGUCACGAGCUUGGUCCCUUCCAUGGUCAUUGGCUUCAUCCAAUGGUUCAUUAGCCAAGACAAACAAGGCAAUUCUUUCCCAGCUACUCGAAAAUGGAGUAGAAUGCCUGCCGACUUUACCUGAUCUGACAACAGCUGUCAUCAUAGACACCAUGGCGAUGCUGCAGACUCUAGUAAGGAUACCUGAUAGAUUUUCUGAGCUGGCAGACAUGGUGAUGACCAGAAUUCUGAUAGAGGCUGGAGAGACAGCAAGAAUCGACUUUGUAGGAGACCAAUAUCCAGCUAACUCAAUUAAAAACAUCGAGAGGAACAAGCGAGGCAGAGAUGGUGAGAGAGUCAUUAACAUUACCAAUGGUCAACAGUUCUGCCCUCGUCAGUGGAGAAAGUUCAUGGCAAAGGGGAGCAACAAAACCGGUCUCUUAAACUUUCUUGCACGUGAGUGGUCACAAAAUGCGGUUUACGCCGAGAAAAUCAAAGAACGCACUCCCUUUAUCACUCAUGGAGACAAUUGCACCAAACUCUCCGCCUCUGAUGGUACAAUUACUGCAUGCACAGUCUUGGAACUUUGCAGCAAUCAAGAGGAAGCUGAUACCAGGAUGCUCCUCCACGCAAAUCAUGCUUCUCAAAAUGGACAUCAGCACAUUGCUAUAAGGUCAUCUGAUACAGAUGUAGAAGUUCUAGCUUGCUGUUACCAAGCUGUCAUUACUACAUAACACUGAUCAGCGGCACUAAAAGCAGAUCUCGCAUUGUGAGUAUCCGACAAGUAUGUGAAAAGCUUGGCCAAGAGAUAUGUGAAGUACUUCCAAGCCUACAUGCCAUAACCGGUUGUGAUAGUGUCAGUGCUUUUGCUACCAAAGGAAAGAAGAAGGUACUUGAUAUUGUACAGUUGAAUCCAGCUCUGAGGCAAAUUGUCAGUAGUCUUGGUGAGAGGCUCCCUCCAAAUGAAGAAGAUUUAAAGAAGAUGGAACGAUUUGUUUGUGCCUUGUACAAUGACCCUAGAUGCAAUGAUGUAAACGAACUCGGGUACAAGUUGUUUUGCAAGAGCAAAAACCUGCAGUCACACCAGCUUCCACCAACAAAAGGAGCUCUGACAUACCACCUCAAGCGUGCUAACUAUCAGGCCUUCCUCUGGAAGCAUGCCCUAGAGACACAAACAGACCAGGCGCCCGAUGGCCAUGGUUGGCAGAUGAAAGAAGGCCAACUGGAAAUCUACUGGACUAACCAGGCACCAGCUUCCGAUGCUGUGAUGGAGCUUGUAUGCUGCGGCUGCAAAGGAUUGUCUCAAACACGACGCUGCUCUUGUGUUGUCAAUAGUCUUCCCUGCACUGAGGCAUGUACAUGCCAAGAUAACUGUGUCAAUUGUGUUAGCAAGGAAGAUAGUGAAGAAGAUGAUGAUAGUGAUGAC